This is a messenger RNA of Lucilia cuprina (Australian sheep blowfly), 2599 nucleotides long. RefSeq names its product Krueppel-like factor luna. Gene Ontology annotation, biological process: regulation of transcription by RNA polymerase II. The record is from RefSeq and is a predicted model, not a curated record. Gene Ontology annotation, molecular function: RNA polymerase II cis-regulatory region sequence-specific DNA binding; DNA-binding transcription factor activity, RNA polymerase II-specific. The coding region runs from base 321 to 2198 and encodes 625 amino acids. The transcript has 4 exons. NCBI's taxonomy places the organism in Eukaryota, Metazoa, Arthropoda, Insecta, Diptera, Calliphoridae.
GUUUUUCGAAAAAAUUCCUUAAAAAAUCCCAACUCAAAAUCUACACAUUAAUUAGAAAAUAAAUGGAAUCCAUGUUAUUUAUUAAAAAUAUUCAAAAUAAAGUAAAAAUUUUUACUAAAAAUUAAGAAAAUAUUUAAAUAAAUAUAUUUUAGUGCUAGUGUUACAGUUUUUGGUAAAAUUAAAAGUAACCGGGGCUUAGUCGAGUGUUUUUGGAAACAAAUUGUGUUUUUUGCAAAAAAAAUAUUAAAUAAAUUAAUAAUUUUCUUAAGUGCUGGCUUAAUAAAAAAAUUUUCACCACGGAGUCCUGGGAUUUACAUAGUAUGGACGUCAAUAUGGAUAUAUUACCAAGUGGGAAUAUUUUCAGCGAAUUGGAACGCAUCUGCACAACUGGAUAUUUUUCAUCACAACCCUCGAUUGAGGAUCAAUGGCAACAGACCUGCUACGAGUUAGAACGUUAUUUGCGUGAUGAGCCCAAAUUACAGUCCUAUAAAAAACUACACAGUGAAAUUGAUUCCUGGGAAAUAUUCUCAGCACCUGCACGCAUUCUAGAAGAACUUAAGAUUAAGGAACAAAAUUUGGACUCUAUCUCGACCACAUCAUCGGUUUCAUCACAAUGUUCGGGCAUGUCAUGGGACAGUACGGGUUCUCAGUCAUUAAGCUGUUCGGUGGUGGUUAAAAAAGAAAGACUGGACGAUGAGGAUGAUGAAGAGGCUCUCAGUUCGGAUAAUGGUGAGGAGAAAAUGAUAAUUGGUGGCAUACAUCACAGUACGGAAUCAUCACAAUCUGCGUUACAACAUGUUUUAAGUACAAGCCAUAUACUAACAACGACGACUGCUACGCCAACCACUACCACAACAACGGUUAUGCAACAAUGCCCGUUAACGGAAAAGGCCAUUAAACUCAGGGUAGUGGCGGCUAAAACUCCUACUGAUCAACAUCAUCAUCAUCAUCACCAUAGUCCUCAGCUUAUUAGUCACACUAAUAAUCAUGAUUAUGCUUUACCCACCCUAACACCGCCCUCAUCGCCUGAAUCUAUACGUACUAACAUCUCAUCCAGCAGUUGUCAUCAGCCACAACAGCAGCAGCAACAACAACAUCAAGCAACGGCCCAAAUUGAUGCCAAUGAAUUGGCUGCUCUGAUACAACAACAGCAUAAACAGCAGCAGCAACAACGUCUUGGCCAUCAACAGCAAAAUCAGCAACAAACCCAUGUGCCACCAACUACUACUGCCAUUUUACGUUUUCCCGCCGCUGUCGCUACUACAGCCACUGUAAGUCCCACUACUAGCAACACAGUUCCUCUGUUACAACAGCAACAACAACACCAGUCACAUAACGUACAACCAAUAACCACCACUCAACAGCAACAACAACAUCAACAGCAGCAGCAACAACAAAAACAGUCUCAGUCUCCAGCAAAUCAUGUUAGCACAGCUGUACCUCAUCAUUUGACUAUACAAACAGCUAGUACUGCUACCAAUACCGAUCCCCAAUCGGUUAACACCACCACUACACAUCAACUCAGCCAUACAACAAACAUUCCCCGCAGCACUAUUGUACGCUUGACCACUACAAAUGGCAAACAAAGUGGUGCCAUUAGUUUGGCCCGUGUCAUACAAAUGCAAAGCAACAAUAGUGGGAAUUUAUCAGUGGCCGCUGCUGCUCUACUCAAUACAGCUCAGGCGGCUGCCGCUGCAGCAGCAGCUGCUGCUAAUGGUGGCAAUGUUGUGGGGAAUACGACGAAUAAUUUGACAUCGGCUCAGAUCACUCAGAGGGGUACACAGCUACAGAAUCCUCAAGUCACCACACUGACCACAAAACCUCAUCAACGUCAACAACAGCAACAGCAGCAACAACAACAGCCAACCUCAGUACAGCAACAACAACCACAACAACAACAGCAAUUACAUGAACAACACAGUCCUGAUGCUAAGCGCCGGAUACACAAGUGUCAAUUUGUAGGCUGCAAAAAAGUCUAUACAAAAAGUUCACACUUAAAAGCUCAUCAACGGACACAUACCGGCGAAAAACCAUAUAAAUGCUCUUGGGAAGGUUGUGAAUGGCGUUUUGCGCGCAGCGAUGAACUGACACGUCACUAUCGCAAACACACUGGCGCCAAACCCUUUAAAUGCCGCAACUGUGAUCGUUGUUUCUCACGUUCCGAUCAUUUAGCGUUACACAUGAAACGUCAUAUGUAAAUCAAACUAUAGAAUGAGCAAAACAAACACCAGCCCGAGAUUAAAAGCGGUAGAGAGAAAAAAUCUUCCAACUGAAAUUUAAAUAAAUAAAUAAAUAAAUAAAUAAAUAUAUUUUAUUUAAUUAUUAAAAAAAAGCAGUGCAAAAUUCCUGGAAAUAAAAAUAAAAACUAUACUGUAAAACUCCUUACAAAAACGUAAUAUAUAAAUUAAGUUUCUUUAAGAGCAUUUAAGAGAAGUUGUAGUAUAUAUUUAAGAGCAAAAAAAAAUAAAUAAAUAAAAAAGAAUAUGUAAGUAAAGAGAAAUUUAGAAAAAAAAAAGGUUUUACACUAGGAGCGUUAUGUGCCAUCAUCAUCACACAUUUUUUUUGUAACAAAAAAAAUUUGAAUUAAAAAUAAUAAAUA